UUCGGAAUGAAUACAGACUUCAAUCAUAACAAUGGGCUCUUCCCAAGUAAAACAUUUGCUAACUGAAGAUGUAUUAGAAGACUAUACGUCUCUAACGUAUUUAAAUAAAGGAGAAAUAUAUCAUUUAUUGGAGAAAUUUCAUUCCAUUGACCCUGAUAAAGUAAACAACAACUUCGCGCAUAGAUUCACCAAACAGGAGAUCGUAAAUAAAUUCGAAGUGCUGAAAAACAAUCCCUUCCAAGACCGGAUCUUCCGCGUGUUUUCUUCACAAAAUGAUGACUGCUUCUCCUUCGAGGAUUUGCUGGAUCUGUGCUCGGCUAUGAGCUCUGAGUGUCCUUGCGAGGUCAAAGCGGCUUGGGCGUUUCGAAUAUAUGAUAUCGAUGAGGAUAAUCAAAUCACGGCUAAAGAUAUAUGCCAUUUAAUAGACAGAUUGACUUGGGACGUCUACAACCGGAAUCACUGUUUAGAUAAUGAGUCGAAGUUGAAAAUUGCUAACAUCAUAUUAGAAGAAAUAAAAUUGGAUCACUCUGGCGGCAUCGGUCUUUCAGAGUUCCAAUUUAUCAUAUCAAGAAUACCAGAAUUUACGUCAUCAUUUUAUUUCCGGCUAUAAAUAUCGACAAUUUAAAAAAUCUUUUAAUAACUCUAUUUCCCAGAAAUAUACCCAAAUAAUAAAAAUUAAAUUAAUUCACAGUACUGUAAAAUUAUAAUUUUGAUAAGAUAAUCAACAAGAAAUACUUCAACUACACACACUAUGCAAAUAAUAGCCAAUGAUUGGACAAAUAAACGACUAAAAAUGUU
This is a messenger RNA of Colias croceus (clouded yellow), 798 nucleotides long. RefSeq names its product calcium and integrin-binding protein 1-like. The record is from RefSeq and is a predicted model, not a curated record. Bases 32 to 610 code for a protein of 192 amino acids. The transcript is spliced from 5 exons. Gene Ontology annotation, molecular function: calcium ion binding. NCBI's taxonomy places the organism in Eukaryota, Metazoa, Arthropoda, Insecta, Lepidoptera, Pieridae.